UUCUGUUGGAAGUUGGGGCUGCCCGCCACUCCACUCGAGUGGCACCCCAAGGCCCAAACCCUUACCACCUCCACUCACCCUCUCUGGUCACCCUCACCCCAAAACAGCCUCUCCCCAACACCACAGAGGCAUCCCACUUCCCUCCUUGUCUACCAGUCUCCGGCCAGCAUCCCGCUGAGUUUUUCUUUAAAUGCUUAUUUUGGAAUCACUUCAAAUUUGAGGAAAAGUUUGAAAUAGUACAGCAAACUGCCGUCGGAUCUGCCUCAGGUCCCACGACAGAGGACAGCUUUCUCGGCCGGCAGUUUGCCGUUCUUUGACUUUAUCUCUGUCUCCCGUACGUAUAUGCAAAUUACAGCUACUCCUCUUGCUGGUCCCAAACCACUCCCAAGAGGCAGGAGUGGGUGCAGCGUCCCUUCCCUAAACGCCUCAGCAUUCCGAGUCCCUAAAAACAACAGCGCCCUUACAUAACCGAGGCAGCUAUCAACUUCAUGGAACAUAAUAUUGAUUCAAUGCCAUCCGCUAAUCUACAGUCCAUAGUCCAAUUUCGUCAAUUGCCCCCAGGAUCUCCUUCACAGCACUUUCUUCCCGGAUCCAAGAUCUCAUCAGGGCCAGUCCACUGCUUUGACCUGUUAAAUUUUUUUAGUCUUUCCUCAUCUGGAGUAACUCUCACCCUUCAUUUGUCUUGCAUACCAUUGACAAUUUCCGAGCCCAGGCCGGUUCUGUAAAACGCCCCUCCUUUUUCAUUCUUCAGUGUAAAAUUCCAAAACCUUAUUACAGGCCCUCUGGGCCAGGUGGAAUCCGCCUGCCCCAAACCUAACCACCCUACUCCCCACCCCCGUCCCCGCAGCCUGCUCUAGGCUCCAGCCUCGUCACCCUCACUGCACUUUCCACUCUUCACACACAAAAAGGAUCGCUCCAGGCAGCCAGGAGGUCAGGCCCUCUGACCCCGCCCUCGCCCUCGGGCCAGGCCAGACCUGAGGCAUUUUCUUGUCUGCAAGACCUGUGUCCCUAUUCAGAAGAACUUCCUUCUCACAUCUGCAUAUUCAUUGCUCAGCUCCGCUGGCUAGAACGUGGGCUCCGAGAGGGGGAAAGACUUCUGUCUGGGUUACUGCCGCAGCCCUGGGUCCCUGGUCCUGCCUGGCACGCAGGAAGCGCUCAGAAAUUAUUUGCUAAGUAAAUGUAAAAGUGAGGAAAGAAAAUCGCUGGGUCUGGGACCUAAAGCACCAGAAGGCGGUGAGAGCCAGGGGCCGUGGAAGGCUUUCCAGAUUCCAGAACCUUCCCCAGCCCGCCCUGCUGCCUCUAAGCAGAAAAGGAAGAGCCUGGCAAACCUCCCUUAUCUUCACAAUCCCAUCGCCUCAUCAGCCAAUGCUGAUUAAUCUUUCUAAAUCAAUCCCAGUAGGCUGACAGGCUGGAUUCCAGAGAUGGAGCCACGGGUCCUGCAGAAGACCCGUGACACCCUAUUGUCCACUAGCCGGGUCAAAGGGCAGCCCCCCCCAUCCUGACCCUCGCCGGGGUGUGGGGGCAGGGAGAAUAAAUAUCCAAGCACAAACUCUUGCUAAUAGCUGAGAGUGCAAUGCAGGAGGACUGAAUGUGAGGCUUCCAACCCCAGAGCUGAGAACCCAACCUGCCAGGUGCUUGUCACUUACUGUCCCUGGGAACUGACCAGGCUGAGAACGCUUACUGCUCGGAUUACAUCAAUACUCAAGGUUACUGGAAGGGAAAAACCACCCCGACUUUGAAUCAAACCCAUUCAUUCCCGAUUUCACCACCUCUACGAAGUGAUCAAACCCUUAGCCAGAUCCACAGCUCUGAGCAUCUCCUCCAGGGCACCCCCAUUCACAACAGAUUUCCCCCCGAACCCAUCCAGCGUUCCUGCCACCCUGAGCUUCCCCUAGAGCAGCCCUUCUGCGCCCAGCCUGCGGGACACACGGCCACCCAGCUGCAGACCUCUGUGGGGAUCCAGCCCAGAAGAAACACCUUCUCACCCCUCACUGCCUGGCUCUGUAACCCCGGUGAAUCGCUCAGCUUCUCCCAGCUUUUUGUACAAGAAAUAAACAAGUAAGAUGUAGCUGAUAACGCUGGCAAGAGCUAAGAAGCUGACAACCAGAGAGGAAUGGGGUGUGAGGAAGAGAAAAUUUACAACCUGUACCCCACAAAGGAAACAGGGUGUGGGAAGUUCUGGACUGAGGAGUGUCUCAUCUACCACCCCAAGCAGUAAAGGGGCUUGGGGGUGCAGCUCCCCACUCUUACCUAAUGGGAUUAGCAGCUGGCUGUGGCACAGGGCAGGGGUCCUGCGCUGAUCUCCCUCCCUCAGCCGAGGUGAGCAUGCGGGGCACCGAGAAGCAGGGUGGCAGCCUACUCUCCUUCCCCCAGGCCCAGCAAGGCUCAGGGCCCAGGGGUGGCCUUCCCGCCAUUUCCUCCCCAACCUCUGCCACUGAGCGCGGAAAAAUCGGGCAGCUGAGAGCUGGGGAGGCCCCGACCCAGGGCUCUGGCUGCCCCCAACUGGCCUCUCAAGGUCCAAGUCUCUACCUCUCUGUCUGCCAGUAACAGGAGCUAUCUGGUGCGGCCAGGUUUCUUUGCGGGGGAGGGGGGUGCCACGGCAGGCACCCGCAGGGGCGCUCCCCGGCGCAGUGGCUCUUGACACUGCACUCCUGGGGACACUUUGGCUCCACCAGGUUCGGGAAUGCACGGCAAGCUAAGGCCUAGCCAGCCAGAACCACACUGGGUUCCACUGCAGGACUGCAGGGCCCCUGCCACCGCCCCAGGCCGGAGAGAGUGGCCCAAAGAGCGCAAAGGACUCCGGCAAACGCACGAAGGAACCCUGUGGCCUCCGGGGGCGCGCACCAGCGCAGAGCCCUCACCAGCCUUGGUUCCAAGUUCGGGGGGUAGGGAGUCCGGCGCGGUCAUGGGGAGAAAACCCUGGCCCUCGUCGGAACGUGACCCCCAGUUCCCAAGGGACCCCCCCACCCCCGCAGUGAACUCUGUGCGCCCCUCCCCCGCCCGGCGCCUCACAAAGGCCCUUUGUCCCGCUGAGCCCCCGCGACUCCGGUUCCUGAAAAGUUCCUGGAGAAAAAUCAAAGACAGAGACAAAAUCGCCGAGCGCAGCCGGGUCGACCAGGCGGGCAGGGAGGCGGCAACCGAGGGAGGCGGCAACUCCAGGCCCCGAGGGUGUUUUUCCUCCAAGACCCCAAGGACGGGGGUAGCGUUGGAGGGCACCCGGAGAAAUCGCCAAACUCCUAAACUUCAGUUUGAAAGAAAAGGAUUUUUCUCCCCUAACAAGGAUGGCAGAACCCAAGGGCUGCCAAAAUUUGCAAACUCCAGCCCAGACUUAUCCGGGGAUUGGAAUUGGCCCUUGGUGACUCGAUUUCGGCACACGGUUAGGCCUUAGGUCUCCACGCAUAGGGAACCGCAGCCUAAAGCCUCUCCGUUGGAACCUCGGGACUGGCCUCUGUCCAGGACUCAGGAUUAAGCCGCCCUGGAAGCCGAGUCUCACGGCACACGAUGGACCCACCGGGGAGAGAGGAUCCCAGCCUUCUUCCCGGACCUCCCUCCCCAAGAUCCCCGGAAGGCAGGAGAGGCGGACGCGGGG
Chinchilla lanigera (long-tailed chinchilla) is the source of this 3589-nucleotide messenger RNA. RefSeq lists its product as uncharacterized. The record is from RefSeq and is a predicted model, not a curated record. Lineage: Eukaryota; Metazoa; Chordata; Mammalia; Rodentia; Chinchillidae. Bases 2684 to 3388 code for a protein of 234 amino acids. The transcript is spliced from 2 exons.